AUGGACCUUCCGAUAUAUGAUGGAAAUAUCCAUCCAAAUGAAUGGUUAAAACAAGUACAAACAUAUUGUUUUCUAAAAAAAAUUACAAAAGAUGAAGAAAUCCUUAAAUUAGCAAUAAUGGUGAUUGAUUCUACAAUUAAAGUUCCCGAAAACAUAACUUCUUUGGAUGAACUAAUGAAUUCAUUAAAACAAGAUAUUUCACACUCAAUCUUUAAACUACAAAUGAAAAAAAAAUUAAAAUUAUUAAAUUACAUUCCCGAAGCACAAGGUGGUGAAACUUCAAAAUUUAUUAAUACAUUUCGUAGACUUUGCCGUGAUGCUGAAAUUAAUAAUAUACAAGAACAAAAGAAAUAUUUUUAUGAAUCACUUUCAAAUAAUUAUUAUCUUCAAUCUGAAUUAUAUAAGAAAAUGGAAAAUGUCAAUUCAACUAGUGAAUUAAUUGUUGAAUUUAGGAACGCUUUUAUUGAUGAAUCAAAUUUAAUUAGAAAUGGUUCUAUUGUAACUUUAAAACACGUUUCUACAGGAAAAUAUUUAAGUUCAACUCAAAAUUUAAAUUAUCAAACUGGAAGCGAGUCUCAAUUGGUUUUUGUUAAUGGUUUGCUUGAUUCUAAUGCUUUAUGGAAAAUCACAUUUACGAGCGGAAAAGAAUUAGCAUCAUAUACCGAUAUUACUAAUUACAUGUGCUUACAACACAAAAAUUCUGGAAUGACUUUUGGAAUUUAUAUACGUAGUAUAAAUGGUUAUAGAUUACAUGAUGAUUAUAAAUCUCCAGUAGCUUCGCACAUAGAAGGAUAUUUGAAAUCAAAUGAUACCAUUAACCUUAGUAUAAAUAAUUUUAAUAAUCAACCAGUAUUUUUGCGUAGUCAUGAUUUUCAAUUUACUAUUGGAAAUGAUUCUUUUCAAGAAGUUGUCUGUCAUAACGAAAGAUUAGGUGGCAAUGAUGAGUGGUGUAUUGAACUGUAUUAUUGA
Messenger RNA from Funneliformis geosporum, 969 nucleotides. The record is from the annotation of a GenBank genome assembly. Lineage: Eukaryota; Fungi; Glomeromycota; Glomeromycetes; Glomerales; Glomeraceae.